ACCCUUGUAAAUUUUUAAUUAAAAGACUUUAAAUAUUAAUAUCAAUGGAAUUAUCAUGUACAGAUGAUAUAGAAAGAGUACGAGGACUCGUAGAAACACUUGUAGAACAACUUAGAGUGAAUCAAGAAGCUAUUUCUGUCUUGAAAUAUCAGGUGAAGAUUCUUAAGGAUCAAUUGAUUACUAUAGGACCAUCGGGUCGUAAUUUAAAAGAGCCUUUAAGUGAAAUCAAAGUUGAGGAAUAUGCACGAUUGAUUGAGGAGCAUCAAAAAUUAAAACAAGAAAAUGAAUCAUUAAAUAUGUUACUUGAUAUGUAUGAAAAUGGGUUAAAUGAGGUUUUAUUAAAAAUGCGGGGAUUUAUGCAAGAUACGGCAAAAAAAACGUUAGAAAUUCAUAAAAAUUAUCAAGAACAACUUUCUAAGCAAUUUCAAACACAACAGCAAUAUCAGAAAUCUUAUUUAGAUUUAAAAGCAAAUCUUUAUCAAAUUAACGAUCUGAUAAGACAAGCAUAUAUAUCGGAAUCACUUAGUGAAUCAGAGGCACUUGAAGCACUUGAAAUAGAGAAUAAAGGACUUAGGGAAAUGUUUGAAUUAAAUGAAGAAUUAGAAUAAUUAAUUUGAAAUAUUGUUUUUUAAAUCACGUGCACUAAUUAUAU
Pneumocystis carinii B80 is the source of this 652-nucleotide messenger RNA. RefSeq lists its product as hypothetical. Bases 45 to 608 code for a protein of 187 amino acids. The transcript has 3 exons. NCBI's taxonomy places the organism in Eukaryota, Fungi, Ascomycota, Pneumocystomycetes, Pneumocystales, Pneumocystaceae. The record is from RefSeq and is a predicted model, not a curated record.